UUUCGAUUAUUCCUUUCACUCAUUCCCAUGAUCAUCACCAUCACCAAUAUCAGGCCUACUCAUCAAGCCGGUGAGUAUUUAUUUGAAAUCAACGGUGAGUAUUCAUUUGAAAGCAACAUCUGUUCUAAAAGCACCUUCAACGGCACCUUCGGCAAAAACCUCAAUCAUCUCUUCUCCUCCCUCCUCUCUUCAAUCAACGCCACCACGUCCACCGGGUUUUACAACUCCUCGUACGGAGAAAUCCCUGACAAAGUUUACGCAAUCGGAUUCUGUAGAGGAGAUCUCAAGCCCCCUGCCUGCGCUGCUUGUCUUGCCGCCUCCACCGCCCUUAUUGUCAAAAACGCUUGCCCUGAUGCAAAGGAUGGAGGUGUAGGCUCCAUAAAUUGCACGCUACGUUACUCCAACAUCUCCAUUAGUGGCAUCAGAGUAGAAGCACCAGCUAUAUCUGGCUAUAGCCAUGGUGACAAUAUCUCAUCAUCCUCAAGGUUUGAUUUUAAUCAAAGGCUCACCACAUUAUUCGAAACAUUAAGAAGUAAAGCCGCGGCGGGUAGUGUUCUUAAAUUUGCUGUUGGGCACUCAAACGCUCCGGUUAGUUCUGGUAUAACGAUAUACGGACUUGCGCAGUGCAGUCCAGACUUAUCGGAAACAGACUGCAGUGUUUGCAUAAGUAAGGGUUUGGAGCAGCUCCCAUCAUGUUGUUAUAAAUCUUGGAGUUAUGUUGGUGCCAGCUGUAGCUUAAGGUAUGAUCCUGACCUCUUCUACGACCCCGCAACUGAUCCGACACCACUGCCUCCGCCAUCACCACCGCCAGCCACUACCACAAGUAAUUCUGGAGGAAUCGAAAGUGGCACAUCUCGAAUGGUCAUGAUCACUACUCUUGUGCCAGUCGUGGUUUCCAUGUUUCUAAUUGUAUCUCAUUCUCUAUCCAAUGAUCUGGUAUACUUUUUGGUUCAGUUUGUUUGA
Messenger RNA from Rosa rugosa (rugosa rose), 963 nucleotides. RefSeq names its product cysteine-rich receptor-like protein kinase 26. The record is from RefSeq and is a predicted model, not a curated record. The transcript has 2 exons. The coding region runs from base 28 to 963 and encodes 311 amino acids. Lineage: Eukaryota; Viridiplantae; Streptophyta; Magnoliopsida; Rosales; Rosaceae.